AUGGGAUCGGGGCUGGUGGGGCGCGCUCACCCCCUGCGGCUCGAGCUCCGGCUUCGCGGGCGGCGGCGGCAGCAGCGGCGGCGGCAGCAGCGGCAGCACCUCCUCGACGGCUCCUCCAUCUUUGCGGCGGCUCCUCCGGCUCCGCUCGCCGCCGCCACCAACAACAACAUUCGAGACGUCACUGCCGUCACCAAGCUGGAUGUCGGCUCGCAGAGACCCAGCUGGCUGCAGCCUGCCCUGAGCCCCGCCCACCCCACGGUUCGGAGAGAGUCAGCCUCGCGUCCAAAGCCAGACCUUGGCGCCUCACCAGGUGUCCAGCCUCCUUGCCUCCACCUCCCAACCUUGGAAGAAGACCGUCCUCGAGAGGCUUGUGGAGAGGGAGGAGACGCUGAGUGGCGGCGGCUUCGAAAGCGGCCUAGGACGCCAGCCCGCAGCUUCCCGACCACCCACCUUCGGUCGCCACCUGGGUUGCAAAGACGCCUCUCUCCGAGCUCGCCCCAGAGACUCUGUCGCCCGGACUCUGACCCUGCCACCUGGGCCAAGGCCGAGGCCCCGGCAUGCAGUCUGCAGAAGCUGUUUGCUGUGGAAGAGGAGUUUGAAGAUGAGGAUUUCUUGUCGGCUGUGGAGAAUGCAGAGAACCAGUUUGCUGGCUCACGGCCUGUGAAUGCUGGGUGCCUGAGACCUGUCUCUUCCCGGCCACAGGAGGCCCAGCUACUGCCAUGCCCCACUGCUCCUUCAGAGGCUGCGGGCCUGCCAGCCCUGGGACUCCGCCUUUCUACCUCCGGCAUGCCCAGGGCCGUUGGGGGUCCACCUUCCACAGGAGCAGCUCCCCUAAGGCCUGUCUCAAUGUCCAGCAGCUGGACUCGCAAUCAGGGAAGAGUGACACUGACAGAAGUGCUCAGUGAGACCCCAGUAAGACCCCAGUCCUCAGUCUCCCACCCCCAGCUCACCUUCAAGAGCAAACAGCAGGUGAUUGGUGGCUUUGAGGGGCCUGAACAAGAUGAAUUUGAUAAGGUCCUGGCAAGCAUGGAGCUGGAGGGCCCCGGCAUGGAGCUGGAACUUGGAGUUAGCGGUGAGGCCACAGGAAUCCUGCCCACCUGGCGGCGGGAGGACUCAACAUUGGCUAAAAAGGCCCGGGCAGCUGAUCUGAGCAGACCUUGCCAAAAGGGGCCCAUGCCUGCAACCCACAUAACUGGUAUCCCGUCAGCCCGGGAUGCGCCCCUGGAUCCUGUUGUCCGCUGUGGGACUCCACAGUCCCGCUUGAGGCCUGGUGCCACGGGUAACCUUCCUGUCCCAACUGCCUCAGUGGUUCGCGGUCAGCAACCCCAUUGGGAAGUCUCUCCCGAUGGUCCCCCUCCUCAAGCACCCCAGCCUCUCCAAGCUGCUGGCAGGCUCGUUCAGAGCAGCCCUCAAAAUCAUUUCCCUGGUCAGCCAUUCCAGUCUCCAAAUGCCUGCUUAACUGGCAAACCUCAUUUUCUUACACCACGAACUCCCAACUCAAGCUGUGCUACUCCCUCAAGGACUAUCUCUGGAUUAUUUCCUCGGGGGCCCUUCCGGCCCCGAGCUCCAGCAUCUUCUGUCGAGUCUCCUGUCAGCACCCUGAAGGGCCCCCGUCCUUCCCCAGUCCCUCAAGCCGCUCUGCAGAUGCCCAUCGUCACGAACCACCUGGUGCGGCUGGUCACUGCUGCCAACCGGACACCCCAGCAGUCCACCUGCACCUCCACCCGCGCCAAAACGCGCCGCUUCCCCGGCCCAGCAGGGCUCCUGCCUCACCAGCACAGUGGGAAAAAUCUGGACGACAUCAUGGUUUCCACGCCCCAGACUCCGACUCAUGGUGCUCUGGCUAAAUUCCGGACAGAGAUUGUUACUAGUUCCCAGGCAUCGGUGGAGGAGGACUUUGGGCGAGGGCCCUGGCUGACCAUGAAAUCUGCUCUGGGCCUGGAUGAGAGAGACCCUACCUGUUUCCUCUGUACCUACAGCAUCAUCAUGGUGCUGCGGAAGGCAGCCCUGAAGCAGCUGCCCAGGAACAAAGUCCCCAACAUGGCAGUGAUGAUCAAGUCCCUGACUCGGAGCACAGUGGACGCCAGUGCGGUUUUCAAGGACCCCACGGGAGAGAUGCAGGGCACGGUGCACAGGUUGCUGCUGGAGACACGCCAGAAUGAGCUGAAGCCUGGCUCAGUGCUGCUGCUAAAGCAGAUCGGAGUGUUCUCUCCUUCACUCCGAAAUCACUACCUCAACGUGACGCCCAACAACCUGGUCCACGUUUAUAGCCCAGAUUCUGGGGAUGGGAACUUCCUCAAGCCGUCUCAGCCCUUCCCCACGGAUCCAGGAAGCUUCCAUGAAAGCCUCCAGCAUGAGACCGAGAAGCCUGGGAAAGGCCUCAGAAUAGCACAGAACCCAGAGGCAGGGGCGUCACCUGAGAAAGAACUCCCAGAAGCAGAUGACCUAGAUGGACUCCUGAGCGAGCUCCCUGAGGACUUCUUCUGUGGGACCAGCAGUUGGGACUCCCCCAAGGCAGGGCACCCCCCAUGAGCCGGCAGCCUCUCAGCACCCAGGCAAAGCUCUGGUUGUGUCUGAUCACGUCCCGGGGAGAGAGGAAGACCAACACAAUUGGAAAACAAAGUUCCGGGACUUCUCUGGCUGCUCCCACCC
Molecule: messenger RNA, 2652 nt
Organism: Balaenoptera ricei (Rice's whale)
Lineage: Eukaryota; Metazoa; Chordata; Mammalia; Artiodactyla; Balaenopteridae
Gene: HROB
Product: homologous recombination factor with OB-fold
Exons: 12
Coding region: 1-2532 (843 amino acids)
Biological process (GO): recombinational repair
Source: RefSeq, a predicted model, not a curated record